Molecule: messenger RNA, 1020 nt
Organism: Malassezia restricta
Lineage: Eukaryota; Fungi; Basidiomycota; Malasseziomycetes; Malasseziales; Malasseziaceae
Product: NADH dehydrogenase (ubiquinone) 1 alpha subcomplex subunit 6
Exons: 2
Coding region: 1-1020 (339 amino acids)
Biological process (GO): mitochondrial respiratory chain complex I assembly; biosynthetic process
Cellular component (GO): mitochondrion
Source: RefSeq, a predicted model, not a curated record
AUGAUGCUGCGACGGGCAGCUUCAGCGCCCCACCAGUUCGUUCGAGCACAGCAUACUAGCGCACAUCUCCAGCCGCUGAUCGAUACUGUGCGUACGCGCGACUAUGCAGCGUACCUUUCUCAUGUUGCAUACCCGCCGCGCUUACAGCCGCAUUUCUGGGCCCUCCGUGCAUUUCACAUCGAAUUAGCUUCGAUCAAAGAUGCUGUGAGCAACGAACUCGUUGGGCGCAUACGCAUGCAGUGGUGGCGCGAUGCUAUAGAGGGAGUGUACGCGAACCGACCGCCCAAGCACCCGAUUGCGUUAGGACUCUGCGACGCCGUCAUGGACCCCGCGGUCAUGAAGCAUGGCUCCCUCGUGAAGGACCACUUUCUGCGCAUCAUCGAUGCUCGUGAAGCUGACCUGGCAGAGCCACUCUCGCCACCCACACUCGAGGAACUCGAGACCUAUGCCGAGGCCACGUCAUCACGCAUACUCUAUUUACUUUUGAAUCUGCAGGGCAUCUCCGAGUCGACCGUAGAUGUGCUCUUUUCACAUCUAGGCAAGGCCAUGGGUCUUGGUAUUUUUGUGGCCUCGUUGCCCCGUCACACCCACCCCCCACCCCUUCCUGCAUCUCCAACGGCUGGUCCGGGGGGUGGCAUGUCUCGCUACGCACGCCAGGCAGGCGGUGUGCCACGCACGCCCACCUUGCCUCUACCCCUCGAGUAUAUCAUGGAUGCAGGCGUAUCACAGGAGGAUGUGUAUCGACACGGUCCUCACGCACAUGGUCUCAAGGAUGCUGUGUUUGCCACGGCAACACGUGCGAACGACUACUUGAUCACAGCUCGCUCCAUUAUCCGGGAUGAGCUGCAUGGCCAUGUGCCAGCUCAGGCUGUAGCUCCUAUGCUAUUGCUGAUCCAGACGCGUCGAUUCUUGGAAAAACUGGAGGUGGUUGACUUUGACCCUUAUGAUAGUCGAUUAUCACGACGUGAUUGGCUCUUGCCUUGGCAUAUGUGGCUCGCUACACGUCGACAGUUCAUAUGA